Messenger RNA from Meloidogyne enterolobii, 2524 nucleotides. Lineage: Eukaryota; Metazoa; Nematoda; Chromadorea; Rhabditida; Meloidogynidae. The record is from the annotation of a GenBank genome assembly.
UGAUACUUUGGAUACCUUCUGUGGAAGUCCGCCCUAUGCCGCCCCUGAAGUUUUUGAAGGGAAAAGAUAUGCUGGGCCAGAAAUUGAUAUUUGGAGUCUCGGUGUGAUUCUUUAUGUAAUGGUUUGUGGAGCAUUGCCUUUUGAAGGCGCCAAUUUACAAUUGUUGAAAGAAAGAGUUCUAAGCGGUCGAAUCAGAAUUCCCUACUUUAUGAGCUCUGAUUGUGAAAAUCUUAUUCGUCGAAUGCUCACUGUAGAUGCUCGAAAAAGGCCAACAAUCGAACAAAUUAAACAGCAUCGUUGGAUGCAUUCUAACGAUUUUAAUUUAAAAUAUCAAGCACUUUUUGAUUUGGCAAAAUCUUCAACUGAAGGAAUUUCUAAAAAUUUAAAUGAUUUACAUCCACAAAUCCUUCGUUUAAUGAAUAAUAUUGGAAUUGAGACUGUUAAGAUUAAAAAUUCCCUUCUAGCUGAUGCUUAUGACAAUCUUCAAGCUAUUUACUUGCUUUUAUUGGAAAGACUUCAACAAAGAGGAUCACCCUCCCUUUCCCCAAACCAAUCGGGUAAUCAAAUAAAUACUCAAACACAACAACCACCAAUUAAUCAAGAAGCUACAAAAAUUCCAGACGAGACAAACGAACAAAAUAUAAAAACUGUUAAUACUCCAUCUGUAACUACUACUAUAGUACCAAAUAUAAAUCCUCAAAAUGCUACAGCACCAACACUUAUUCUAGACAAACAAAAUUCUAUCGCCGAUUCUUUCCACUUCCAACAAAAUGUUACUCGAGGAGCUAAAGUCAGACGUCAAUCAGAUGGUGUUACUAUUGUUGGAGGUGGACCUAUGAUUUGUCAAUGUUGUUGUUGUCUUGCUUCUUUUAAACAAAAUUCUAAAAAUUUACUUCAAAAUGGACUAAUUCCUUUAGAAAUAAAAACUGGGUUUCCUCUAAUAACUCAACCAUCAAUUCCUCAAAGUUCUACCAAUCCAGAACUUCAAGGUGUACUUGAAGCUCAACAGCAACAAUUUCGACAGCAACAGCUUGAUCAACGCCAAGUUGUGCAUCCCUCAACAUCAGACUAUGAAUCAGAAAAUUGUUGUUCGAGUUCUUCUGCAGCUGGUUCUUCCCUAUCUAGACAGUCUACUAUAGGAACAAUUAAUUCUUUUGACGAAGGUAUUAUUGACGAAACAAACAAUUCUGGACUUUUAAUGUUUGCCAAUGCAGCAAUUCAUGGAAAUUUACAAACAGCUGGAUAUGGAUUAUUACAACAUAUAAACCAUUGUCACGAACCUUUGCCUGCUUUUGACAGUCAAUUAAGCCAGGAUCCACUCUUCUCUUCCCAAUCAUCAAACAAUAGUGCAAAUGCAUUUCGUAUGGGUAGUUCCAGUAGUAAUGGAAAAACCCCAAUAGAAGUAUCCUCUCCAUCAGUUGCACGAUGUUGCUGUUCUAAUUCAAGUACAGGCGUUGCUGGUGGGGGCACUGGCGGUAAUUUAAUGAAGCAUGUACAAUUACAUCCUCAUUGUGGUGGAACUUCUGGAAGAUUUCAACAUCGCCAUAUUGGCUUAAAUCAUCAACAUUACCAUCAAAAUCAACGUCAUCAACAUUUAUUAAAACCUUAUUUUUAUCCUCAACAGCCCCCACAAACAAAUUCAGCACGUCCAGCAGCUGAAAAUGAAAAUAAUCAAAAUGGAAUAAAUAAUCCUGCAUUUCACCAAUUAUUUCUUUUUGGGGGAGAAAAUUUAAGAAUUAGUGAUAAUUCUAUUGGAAAUGCUCCUUUACCUUUCCCUACUGGAAAUUUGGGGGAGAGAAAUAGAGCAAUGGAAGGGUUACAUCGUCCUCAAAAUAACAAUGGAAUACCUCUACAUAACCAAUUUAGAGGAAUGCGACUUUCUACGGGUUUGGCUAGUCUGGCAAAAACAUUGCCAAUAGCUAUCGGAGUCAAUACUUCACCUAUUUUAUCUUCCAAUACAUCCUCUACUUCAACAAGUACAAACAGCCAACAAUCCUCCCCUCUAUCUUCACAAACUCCUUCCCCAGCAGAAAAUCGGCAAAAAUUUUCGAAUGUUAGACAAGCACUUGGUUGUCUUCCAAAAAGAAUUUCUUUGCCAGAAAAUUUACAAUUUCAACCACAAAUUUUACUCAAUUUGAAACAGUCAAUACAUGUCGAAAAACAAUUAACUAGUAACCCAUCCGAUGUUGGCACAUCUUCUCCUUCAUCCGAAUUAAUUACCGUUUAUGAAAAACCCGUUUUAAAAGCUUCCCGUUUACAGCAACAAUAUCAACACCAACAACAACAAAAAAGGAAAGCUGCAAGAAUGCAAUUGCUUAGACAACAAAGCCAUUUAGCUCAAAAACAAAAUACUUCAUCCAUAUCUUGCCAAAAUAUUGAAGGGAUACAAAGCCCCGACUUUUCUUCAUUUUCUCCAAAUAUUAAAAAAGAAAACAACAAUUUAAUUGAAGAAAUAAAUUCACCAGAAAUUUUAAAUUCUGAUAUUCCACCCCCUUUAAUUGAAGAAAUUAUGGAUACUAGUUGA